AAGAAGACAAAUAUUAAACACCCAACAAAAUUCAAAAAGAAGCCAGGCCCCUUUUUAACCCCCCAAUUCCUCCACUCUCCGCUGGGUCUUCGUUUGUUCUCUCCGACCACAAAGAUCAGCUGGAAAUGGAAGAACAAGUAGAUUCUGAUCGUCAGUUAAUGAUGGAAGGUGGUUUUACGGCCCCACACAGUAUGGAUAUUGAUCCAUCGAGGGAACGGUUUCCAUGCUGCAUUGUUUGGGCGCCUCUACCCGUUCUUUCAUGGCUGGUUCCUUUCAUUGGACACGUCGGAAUUUGCAGAGAAGAUGGAAUUAUUCUAGAUUUUGCAGGGCCUAAUUUUGUAUGUGUUGACCAUUUCACCUUCGGACCAGUGGCUCGCUAUCUCCAAAUUAACAAAGAUAAGGAAUGCGGCAUUUCUCCCCAUUCAUCUGCACUUAAAGGUGAUGAAGAAUACCAGGAUGAUGAACUUAGAAGGGAGACAUUAACAUGGGAUGAAGCACUUCGAAAAAGCACGAUGGAGUUCCAACACCGGUCAUACAACCUAUUCACAUGCAAUUGUCAUUCAUUUGUAGCAAACAACCUGAACAAGUUAGGGUUCCGUUAUGGAGGGUGGAAUGUAGUGAACGUUGCACUUCUCCUCUUACUCAAAGGCCAGUGGGUGAGCAAAUUAGCAUUUUUUCGGUCUUUCAUGCCAUUUGUUGUCGUAACCGGUCUUGGGCUUACAUUUGGUGGCACCACAUACCUGUUUUUUUCGGCUCUCUUUGCGGCCCUUCUUGCUUGUUGGUUCCUUCUUGGUACUUACUGUUUUAAGAAUUUGAUCAAUUUGUAGUUUUAUAUUUUUCAACUCUCCAACUCCAUUAAUGUAAAAGAUCUGCUUGUAAGAUUCAUUGCUUGUUCAUGUUAUCAUAUAUUCGUAUUUUCACAUGGCUUUGUUAUGUUAAAA
Molecule: messenger RNA, 941 nt
Organism: Gossypium arboreum
Lineage: Eukaryota; Viridiplantae; Streptophyta; Magnoliopsida; Malvales; Malvaceae
Product: protein RTE1-HOMOLOG-like
Exons: 3
Coding region: 126-827 (233 amino acids)
Biological process (GO): response to ethylene; regulation of ethylene-activated signaling pathway
Cellular component (GO): endoplasmic reticulum; Golgi apparatus
Source: RefSeq, a predicted model, not a curated record